AUGGAUGGAAUUCCUGCCAGGACGUUUUACGGCGGUCCCACAGUUGCAUCAUAUUAUAGGCAAAGGGAUAUCCCUAAUGAGAGCGAAGAUUCGGAGCUAUCAGAUGAUGAUAUUUCUGAACCAACAACAGCCCCUCAAGUGACUACAGUUUCAGACACCACAAGUGACGAGGAAGAUAAUGUGCCUUUGUCACAUCUAAGAAAUUCCACAACUACAAAAAAGAAACCCAAAAACCCUAUAAAAUGGAAACCAUCUUCCACAAAACGAAAUGUUACCACCAACCAAUUUACAGGUGACGAGCUAUUGCCAGGUAAUAUAUUGACACUGAAUACCCCACUGAAAUUAUUCAGCCAUUUCAUAUCUGAUGAUUUCCUUGUGGAAGUUGUCCGUCAAACCUGUUUGUACAGCGUUCAAACUAAUCCAGCUAAGCCCAUUACAACAUGUCCAGAAGAAAUUCAAAACUUCAUUGGUAUACUGCUAUGGAUGUCGCUCAUAAGGCAGCCAACCAGUAGACGUUAUUGGUCACCAAAAACUAGAAUUCCACAAGUUGCAGAUGUAAUGCCAGUCAACAGAUUUGAACAAAUCAAACGGUAUAUACAUUUUAGUGACAAUUCCAAUAAUGCUAAGGGCAUUGAUAAAAUUCAGCCAGUUAUUACUCAAAUACGAAAUGCUUGUUUGAAAAUCCCACUUGAAGAAAAUUUAUCCUGUGAUGAACAGGUCAUUUCAUUCAAAGGACGUUCCCGUUAUAAAACAUACAAUCCCAAAAAACCCCAUAAAUGGGGCUAUAAAAUGUGGGUACUUUCGGGUAUUUCUGGGAUUUCUUACAAUUUUGAACUGUUUUCUGGAAAAGGGGAUAACACCCAUACUGCAAAUGAACCAGAUUUAGGGGCAGCUAGUAAUGUUGUGAUAAGAAUGAGUAAAAUUGUACCUCAUAACGAACAUUACAAACUUUAUUAUGACAAUUAUUUCUCCAGCUUAGAAUUAGUAUCCCACUUAUCUAAAAGGAAUAUUCAUUCUGUUGCUACUGUUCGCUCAAAUCGGCUCAAAAACUCUAAAAUGAUGCAGGAGAAGGAAAUGAAACGAAAGGGCCGUGGAAGCAUCCAAGAACAAACCGCAACCGUUGAUGGAAUAGACAUACACGCUAUUCAAUGGUAUGACAAUAAAAUAGUAUCACUAAUUUCCGAUUAUUGUGGAACUGAGCCAACAGUAAAAGUAAAGAGGUUCUUUCGUUCAGAGCAAACAAGGAAAGACAUUCAGUGCCCCGAUAUUGUAAAAGAAUAUAAUAGACAUAUGGGAGGGGUUGAUCUUUUAGAUUCACUACUAGGACUGUACCCCAUAAAAUUGAAAAGUAAGAAGUGGUACCACAGAAUAUUUUAUCAUUUGAUAGACGUUGCAGUAGUAAACUCGUGGCUUGUAGACAGGCGAAUCAAGAAGCAACUUGGCAAAACUGAAGAUGUUGUUCCACUACUAGUUUUCAAAACUCUUGCAGAACAAUUAUGUGCUCAAAAAAACAUUGUAACCAAACACAAGAGAGCUGGACGACCGAGAAGUUCAAGUCCACAAUGUCUACCAAAACGAAGAUGUUUGGAAGCUCGACCUAGUUCAUAUAUACAAGAAGAUCGCACUGACCAUUGGCCAUCCUGGACUACAAACAGAGAGAGAUGCAAGAGGCGAACUUGCAAGGGAAAGUCAAGGGUUGUAUGUGUAAAAUGUAAAAUACAUUUAUGCUUUCACCCAAACAAAAAUUGUUUCAAGGAGUUUCAUGUUGACGUGUAA
Messenger RNA from Photinus pyralis (common eastern firefly), 1776 nucleotides. RefSeq names its product piggyBac transposable element-derived protein 3-like. The record is from RefSeq and is a predicted model, not a curated record. Bases 1 to 1776 code for a protein of 591 amino acids. Lineage: Eukaryota; Metazoa; Arthropoda; Insecta; Coleoptera; Lampyridae. The transcript has a single exon.